Condylura cristata (star-nosed mole) is the source of this 3504-nucleotide messenger RNA. RefSeq names its product glutamate receptor, ionotropic, kainate 1 (gene GRIK1). The transcript is spliced from 16 exons. NCBI's taxonomy places the organism in Eukaryota, Metazoa, Chordata, Mammalia, Eulipotyphla, Talpidae. Gene Ontology annotation, cellular component: presynaptic membrane; kainate selective glutamate receptor complex; plasma membrane. Bases 463 to 3201 code for a protein of 912 amino acids. Gene Ontology annotation, molecular function: kainate selective glutamate receptor activity; transmitter-gated monoatomic ion channel activity involved in regulation of postsynaptic membrane potential. Gene Ontology annotation, biological process: synaptic transmission, glutamatergic; modulation of chemical synaptic transmission; monoatomic ion transport. The record is from RefSeq and is a predicted model, not a curated record.
AGAGCCCCCGCACAACUCACCCAGUCCCCUCUCUCCUUCCAGCUCUGCCUUUUUUCCCUUCUCCCCUCCCUCCCUCGCCGCACCGCCUCCUACUCCCCACUUUUGCAUCUGACCAGAGGACGGAUGAGGGAGACGUUCCCGCAAAUUGGGGCAGCAACUUUCCUCUGCUGGGCUCCGGGCUCCGGGCGCCGGAGCGCGCUGGUCCUGGGCGGCCUGAGGCCCACGGAGGAGGACGCGGAGCAGUGAUGGGCUAGCGGCAGCAGCCCGGAGCCCGGAGACGGAGCGAGCCCAGCGUCGCCCGCCUGCCCAGCCGCCCGCUCCGCGCUCCCACGCCGCUUCCCGCGGUCUCUCCCGGAGGGCAGCGCGCAGGGCGCCAACGCCGAGCAUCCCGGGGAGGAUGAGGCGGGGGCCCAGCCGGCGCGGGCUGCAUCUCGGGGACGUGCGGCCGCGCGGGCUCUUGGCAUGAAUGAAGGCGCCGGGAAGAUGCAGCGCCGCACACUCCUCGCCCAGCCCGGGCGCUGGACCAGGGGCAGCAGCUGGGCGCUCCUCUAUUUCCUCGGCUCCGUGCUCCCCCAGACCGCCCCGCAAGUACUCAGGAUCGGAGGGAUUUUUGAAACUGUGGAAAACGAACCUGUUAAUGUUGAAGAAUUAGCAUUCAAGUUCGCAGUCACCAGCAUUAACAGAAAUCGAACCUUGAUGCCUAACACCACAUUAACCUAUGACAUCCAGAGAAUUAACCUUUUUGAUAGUUUUGAAGCCUCACGGAGAGCAUGCGACCAGCUGGCUCUCGGCGUGGCGGCUCUCUUCGGCCCUUCCCACAGCUCCUCUGUGAGUGCUGUUCAGUCUAUAUGCAAUGCGCUGGAGGUUCCCCACAUACAGACCCGCUGGAAACACCCCUCGGUGGACAACAAAGACUUGUUUUACAUCAACCUCUAUCCGGAUUAUGCAGCUAUCAGCAGGGCGGUGCUGGAUCUGGUCCUUUACUACAGGUGGAAAACAGUGACGGUGGUGUAUGAAGACAGCACAGGUCUAAUUCGUCUGCAAGAGCUCAUCAAAGCUCCCUCCAGAUAUAACAUUAAAAUCAAAAUCCGCCAGCUGCCCUCUGGGAAUAAAGAUGCCAAGCCUUUACUCAAGGAGAUGAAGAAGGGCAAGGAGUUCUAUGUGAUAUUUGAUUGUUCGCACGAAACAGCUGCUGAAAUCCUCAAGCAGAUUCUGUUCAUGGGCAUGAUGACUGAGUACUAUCACUACUUUUUCACAACCCUGGACUUAUUUGCUCUAGAUCUCGAGCUGUACAGGUACAGCGGCGUCAACAUGACGGGGUUUCGGCUGCUGAAUAUCGACGACCCACACGUGUCCUCCAUCGUGGAGAAGUGGUCCAUGGAGAGGCUGCAGGCCCCGCCACGGCCGGAGACUGGGCUGCUGGACGGCAUGAUGACAACCGAGGCGGCUCUGAUGUAUGAUGCCGUGUACAUGGUGGCCAUUGCCUCCCACCGGGCUUCCCAGCUCACGGUCAGCUCCCUGCAGUGCCAUCGACACAAGCCGUGGCGCCUUGGACCCAGAUUCAUGAACCUGAUCAAAGAGGCUCGGUGGGAUGGCUUGACUGGGCGUAUCGCCUUCAAUAAAACUGAUGGCUUGAGGAGAGAUUUUGAUCUGGACAUUAUUAGUCUUAAAGAGGAAGGAACUGAAAAGAUUGGGAUUUGGAACUCCAACAGUGGGCUCAACAUGACAGAUGGCAACAAAGACCGGUCCAGCAAUAUCACUGAUUCAUUGGCCAACCGAACACUCAUCGUCACCACUAUUCUGGAGGAACCCUAUGUGAUGUAUAGGAAAUCUGACAAGCCCUUAUAUGGAAAUGACAGGUUUGAAGGAUAUUGUCUGGAUCUGUUGAAGGAAUUGUCAAGCAUCCUGGGUUUCAUUUAUGAUGUUAAACUUGUCCCUGAUGGCAAAUAUGGAGCCCAGAAUGAUAAAGGAGAGUGGAAUGGAAUGGUCAAAGAACUUAUAGAUCACAGGGCUGACCUGGCCGUGGCUCCCCUCACCAUAACCUACGUGCGGGAGAAAGUCAUCGACUUCUCGAAGCCCUUCAUGACGCUGGGCAUCAGCAUUCUCUACCGGAAGCCUAACGGCACCAACCCGGGAGUCUUCUCCUUCCUCAACCCUCUGUCCCCUGACAUUUGGAUGUAUGUGCUCUUAGCCUGCCUGGGAGUCAGUUGUGUCCUCUUUGUGAUUGCAAGGUUUACACCCUACGAGUGGUAUAACCCUCACCCAUGCAACCCUGACUCAGAUGUGGUGGAAAACAAUUUUACUUUACUCAAUAGUUUCUGGUUUGGAGUUGGAGCUCUCAUGCAGCAAGGUUCAGAGCUGAUGCCAAAAGCUCUAUCAACCAGAAUAGUUGGAGGGAUAUGGUGGUUUUUCACCCUAAUCAUCAUUUCAUCCUACACGGCCAACCUGGCUGCCUUCCUGACGGUAGAGAGAAUGGAGUCCCCCAUAGACUCAGCGGAUGACCUGGCCAAGCAAACCAAGAUAGAAUACGGGGCAGUCAGAGAUGGAUCAACCAUGACCUUCUUCAAGAAAUCGAAGAUCUCUACCUAUGAGAAGAUGUGGGCAUUCAUGAGCAGCAGGCAGCAGACGGCCUUGGUGAAAAACAGUGAUGAAGGCAUCCAGCGGGCGCUCACCACAGACUACGCCUUGCUGAUGGAGUCCACCAGCAUUGAGUACGUGACGCAGCGCAACUGCAACCUCACUCAGAUCGGGGGCCUCAUUGACUCCAAAGGCUACGGAGUGGGAACGCCAAUCGGCUCUCCUUACCGGGAUAAAAUCACCAUUGCUAUUCUUCAAUUACAAGAAGAGGGGAAGUUGCAUAUGAUGAAGGAGAAGUGGUGGCGAGGAAAUGGCUGCCCGGAGGAAGAGAGCAAAGAGGCCAGUGCCCUGGGAGUAGAAAAUAUCGGAGGCAUCUUCAUUGUUCUGGCGGCAGGACUGGUCCUCUCUGUAUUUGUAGCCAUUGGCGAAUUUAUAUACAAAUCACGGAAGAACAAUGAUACUGAACAGUGUCUCUCUUUCAAUGCCAUCAUGGAAGAACUGGGGAUCUCACUCAAAAAUCAGAAAAAGCUAAAGAAAAAGUCAAGAACUAAGGGGAAAUCUUCCUUCACAAGUAUCCUUACUUGUCAUCAGAGACGAACUCAGAGGAAAGAGACAGUGGCGUGAGCUGAGAGAACACCGUCAGAAGCUUUCAGGAAGCGAGAGCAUAUGUUGCUCCAGGUUUCUGGAGAAAGGAUUUCUAGCAAGUGGGCUGCAUGUUUCCAUAUGUCUAUAUACAUAACUCUGAUUAUGUAUACAGAUAUAAGAAACACAGAAGCUUCAAAAGCUCACAGAGAGAGAUAUAGCUUGCACAUUGGCGCCAAUUCUUUUGAAAUGAAUUUGUAUGCUCACUUAUUUUUCCUUUCCUCUCUUGCCCAAUAAAUUGCUGUGUGUGCUUUCUAAAUAAUAAUAAAACAACAGGGUUUUUUU